Molecule: messenger RNA, 2528 nt
Organism: Sipha flava (yellow sugarcane aphid)
Lineage: Eukaryota; Metazoa; Arthropoda; Insecta; Hemiptera; Aphididae
Gene: Hk
Product: voltage-gated potassium channel subunit beta-2
Exons: 8
Coding region: 961-2331 (456 amino acids)
Biological process (GO): potassium ion transport; regulation of potassium ion transmembrane transport
Cellular component (GO): cytoplasm; voltage-gated potassium channel complex
Molecular function (GO): potassium channel regulator activity; transmembrane transporter binding; voltage-gated potassium channel activity
Source: RefSeq, a predicted model, not a curated record
UCGCGAACCGACGCCUGUUGGUCGCGCGAUUAACCGUCGUCCCGACGACGGUGGUCGGUUUUUGAAAAACAAAACGGCGUCCGUAGCGCUUUCCGUUCUCUCUUGCGACGCUCGUGUGCCCGUCGUUCGUUCGGCUCCGAUUUCGUGACCCGAGUGGACUCCGCAGUGGACGUCGUCGUCGGAUUUGUCGUGUGCGACCAGUGCACGCGGUGCCGCCGCCGGUCGAUUUGUGCGUUGUCGAUCGAAAAGCCACCGGCCACCAUGGCGUGAACGCGUCGCACGCGCUGCUACCGCUUGACCGCGUUCUAUUAUUAAACGCGUUCGUCUUCGCCCCGGCGCGUAACCGCGGUACCCGAUGUAAUACCACCCGUACAUAUAUGCAUACGUUAAUAUUACGUUUCAAUAACGAUACGGACGACGCACCGUCCGCCCGACAUCGUUGUCGUAACAAUCAUCGUGGCGGGGUUAGACCAUUACCGUGCGACAGGAGUCGACGGCGGUACACCUAACAUCGUUGCGAAACACGCACAGCACAUGGGUAACACUGCCGCGUUCGCACGUAACCAACACCCCGGUCCGGGGCGCACGCGUGCCACGACGUGAUAUUUACGUGCACGCGUGUUAGGACAUUAUAUCUAUAUUUAUAUACGUGCGCGUUCGCGCAGCACCGGAAAACGCACGAGCGACGUAUUUACGUUGCGCUGGAUCGUGCCGUCACCGGCGGACGGACGGAAGCGGAACACGAGAACACGAAUAGUAGAAGGAGGCGACGGCGGCGGAGCGUCUACGGUUUCUAUAACCAUACGCGCCGGUUGCGCGGUAUAUAGUUAGUACACAUAUCGGACGGGCGGCGGAGUGAUCGAACCUUCCAAGCUGGCCCAUCAGUUUUGGCUCGGUUGGGGUUCGGGCUCGGGCUCGUGCCGCGCGCAGACGGACGAGGAGAAGAAGGAGAAAAAGGAGAUGGCCGAGGCGGCGGCCCGGCACGAGCUGUACACGCAACAGCAGUGGGCCCACCAGCGGGCCGAACGUGCCGAGCGGAACGCCGAGAGACUGGAGAGGGAGAUACAGGCGCAAGCCGCUUCGGCCGCGGCGUCCGAGUCCCUGGCCGAGCUCCAUUACGUCGACAGCCUGUCCGGCUCCGUGCAAUCCAUAUGCAAGGCGCCGAUAGCCAGCCUGGACUGCAUGGCCGACCUGGGUAGCACCACGGAACAACUGUGCGCCAAACUGCAGGCGGCUGCGGCCAAGGAGUCGGUGGAGCGUGCGUCGUCCGCGCAAUCGCCCAGCGUGACGUCCGGGCUCCGGUACCGAAACCUGGGCAAGAGCGGCCUGCGAGUGUCCAACAUCGGGCUGGCUACGUGGACAACGUUCAACACGGCCAUAAACGAGGAGCAGUUGGAUGCCGUGGUGACGGCCGCGUACAACGCGGGAAUCAACCUGUUCGACCUGACCGAGGGGCCGCAGAGCAGCGAACAGGCCGAGACGCAGCUCGGCAUCAUACUCAAGAAAAAGAACUGGAAGCGCGUGUCAUACAGCCUCAUCACCAAAAUACGUUGGCACUACAAGUCCGAAGAACGAGGAUUGUCGCGUAAACACAUCAUCGAGUCGGUCCGAUCAUCCGUCGCAAGACUUCAACUCGACUACAUAGAUAUAGUCCUGAUACAAAAAGCCGAUCCAAUGUGCCCACUUGAAGAAGUGGUCAGAGCGAUGGACUUUCUCGUGUCGGAGGGUCUGAUAAUGUAUUGGGGCACGGCCAAGUGGUCGCCCAUCGACGUCACAGAGAUGUACACGGCGUGCAGACAGUUGAACUGUUCGACGCCCAUACUUGAACAAUCGGAAUAUCACAUGCUGUGCAGGGAAAAGGUCGAGAUCUACAUGCCCGAAUUGUACAACAAGAUCGGCGUCGGUUUGAUGGCUUGGUCGCCGUUGGCCAUGGGGCUUUUGCCCUCGUUCAAAGACUCCCUCCGCAGCCGAUCGUCCAACAGGACGAAAGCUUCGAGUAUCAGUUGGAACCAAGACGAUCGAAAACCUCCAACUAAAGAGAAUAAUGAACCGCUGACAGCAAGAAAUACCAAGGAAAUACUGUUUUCAAUUUCAUUAGUAGCCGACCGUCUUGGCUGUAGCUUGGUACAACUAUGUAUAGCGUGGACAUUAAAAAAUGAAAGCGUUCAGUGUCUUUUACUUGGAGCAGCAACAACACAUCAAUUUUAUCACGCUUUACACGGACUACAGUUGUUGCCAAAACUCAACUCAAACGUAAUGGCCGAAUUGGAACGUAUACUGGACAAUAAACCAAUUCGACCUCCAAUGGUUUCAACUCUAGCAAUGAGAUGACAGACCGUGUGCCCUCCUGGCAUGUUGGGGGGCACAGGCAUGUCUGCUGAUGGGCUGAAAGAUGGCAAUGAUGAGUUUGACAUGAAAGAACGAAAAGUGCCGUUUUGUGUGCUUCAAUAAAAUAGUUCUUGUGAAGAAUGUUGAAGUAUUGUUAGCAUUUUAGUUUUGAAGUUAAAUAUACGUCCAAUUUUAAUAGA